Molecule: messenger RNA, 2495 nt
Organism: Rhizopus microsporus ATCC 52813
Lineage: Eukaryota; Fungi; Mucoromycota; Mucoromycetes; Mucorales; Rhizopodaceae
Product: WD40 repeat-like protein
Exons: 6
Coding region: 45-2207 (720 amino acids)
Biological process (GO): endoplasmic reticulum to Golgi vesicle-mediated transport; endoplasmic reticulum organization; COPII-coated vesicle cargo loading
Cellular component (GO): COPII vesicle coat; endoplasmic reticulum exit site
Molecular function (GO): structural molecule activity; protein binding
Source: RefSeq, a predicted model, not a curated record
UUUUCUUGUUUCUCUUUUUCCCUUUUUUUCUAAACAUAAAAACAAUGGCUCAAAGACUGGACUCUAUUUCUCGUGCAGCCAGUUUGACAUGGAACCCAAAGCCACAGCUUUUGCUAGCAACAAGUGACCAAGAUUAUUUAGAGAUUUUUAAACUUGAUUCUGUUCAUUUCAAACCAAGUCGUUUAUGCAAAACAGCGACACACUUUAAGAUCAACACACUCAGUUGGGGAAAUCACCAUAAUCAAGCAGAUGGUAUUAUUGCUGCUGGAACAGACCAAGGACAUCUGGAGCUUUGGAGUCCGUUUGCUUUGAUAAACAAUAAAAGCACUCAAGAGUCACUGAUAAUGAGAGACACGACGACACAUACAACCGCAGUAAAUGCUCUUGACUUCAAUCCCUCUCAGCCCAAUUUACUAGCUUCAGCUGGAAAUCAAAGUGAGGUUUACAUCUGGGACCUUUAUCAUCCUCACUCAUCUUAUAAACCUGGUCCUCGAUCAUCUAAAAUGGACCAUAUUCGUGCUAUAGCAUGGAACGGACAAGUACAGCAUAUCCUAUCCACCGCCUCGACAAACGGAUAUACCGUGGUCUGGGAUAUACGAAAUAAGAAAGAAAUUAUGAUCCUACCACAGCACCCAGCUGUCAUCUCAUCUAUUGCGUGGCACCCUGAUAUUGCGACACAGAUCGUUACUGCUGCUCAUGAUGGGACUAUUUCAUUAUGGGACCUUCGACAUGCACAUACUCCAGAAAAAGUAAUGAAAAGUCAAGACAGCGUAUGUGGCCUGAGUUGGUGUAAACAAGAUUCAAAUUUGCUGUUAUCAGGUGGAAAAGAAAUUCUCUGCUGGAAUCCAAACUUGGGGGAACUUUAUGGAAAACUGGUCGAAAGCAAGGAUUCGCUUCAAGUGGCCUGGUGUCCCUAUCAUCCUAGCAUUAUCGCUUCAUCGUCACUUGCUGAAUCUGUUGAUAUCCAUCCUAUUCAAUCACUCAGGAUAAGAUCACCUCCAAGAUGGCUACGCCGAACCACUACAGCCUCGUUUGGACAUAAUGGAAAGAUAGCGGUCGUAUUGAAGCAUAGAGUAUUAUUGACAACAGUCAAAAUAGAUCCCGAUAUCAUUAAGCGCUCUGAACAACUGGAAUCGGCCACAAGCGAUCUUGGUAGUGUAGACACGUUUAUUAAAGACCGUAUUCGAGAAAGUUGCGAAAAAGAAGACUGGACGAUACUAAAGAUACUUUUUGCAGACGACGCACGAGAGCAGCUCAUACGGCAUUUGGGGUUUAAUAGGAAUCAAGUGACCAUGUCACAUCAAGCACCUUCACCGCAUUCCUUUUUUGGCAAAAUGGUCAACCCCCUUCCGAUACGCUUCCUCUCUUCUCCUUUAACGGACCGCUCGAUUGCUGAAUAUGUGGGCCUUGGUGACUUUGAAUCGGCGGUAGAUGUAUGUCUGGCAUCAGAACGGUUCUCAGACGCACUGGCCAUCGCAGCAUGUCAUAGUCCUGAACUGUUCAGUCGGGUCCACAAGACGUUUAUUGAACGAUAUGCACACGAACAUACCUACCUUCAUCUCCUCGGAAACAUCGUGAACCGAGACCUGGAUUCUGUCGUCACCACUGCAGCCCUGGAUGAAUGGAAGUUUAUCUUGGCCACUCUCUGUACCUUUGCCCAGCCUGGUGAUCUGGCUCGGCUUUGUGAGUUAUUGGGUGACCGUCUGAUGAAAGCUCAGAAAGAAAAGCAGGCAUUAAUCUGCUACAUGGCUGCAGGUCAUUUGGCAAAGACUUUCAGUAUUUGGAUUGCUCGAUUAGAAGAAAAGGAGAAAUGCCAAGAAGAAUACACCAUUAGAUUGCAGGAAUUGGUUGAAAAGUUGACCAUCUUUCGUAAAGCAAUCCAUUACCAAGAAUCGACAGUGAUAACCUCUCAGGGGACGUAUGAGCUGGCUAGACUGUAUGAUACAUACUGCGAUUAUGCUCAGCUUAUGGCAGCGCAGGGGAAAUUGGACAUUGCAUUAAAGUACAUCAGUCUAGUCCCUGAAGGGUAUAGCAAACGGGCAUCUCUUGUUCCUAAUCUGCAACCAGAGCAUGGUGAUGUAACGUCAACAGAGGUAGAUCAUUCAGCAGCAUCUACUGCAGUAGUACCAGAUACAGUGCAUCCUUCGCCUUUAGCGCCACCUACAAGUGCAAGUUACCAUACAGCUCCACGACAAUGGCGUUCAUAGAAAGAGUAUAUAAAAGAGGAGGGGUUAGUUACGACGUAUUUCAACGGAAAUUAUUUUUCUUCCAUACAAUAAAAAAAUACCUUGUGUGCAUUCUACAAGCUUUAAAGAGACCUGUUUGUUCAGAAUCGCUUUUUUAAAAAAGGCAAUGUCCUUUUUCAUCAACAAGAGCAUAUACAAUCAGACAAAAUUUAAGAUGCAUAUAUCACUGACAGCAAAUAUAGUAACGUAAUAUAAAGCUAAUGCAAACCAUUCUAUUUACUUGCAAUGCAGCUUUAGUAGAUAUUAUGC